Molecule: messenger RNA, 1458 nt
Organism: Abrus precatorius (Indian licorice)
Lineage: Eukaryota; Viridiplantae; Streptophyta; Magnoliopsida; Fabales; Fabaceae
Product: UPF0481 protein At3g47200-like
Exons: 1
Coding region: 1-1458 (485 amino acids)
Source: RefSeq, a predicted model, not a curated record
AUGGCGUUUUCGGAAGAAGGCCAAUAUUCUUAUGAAGAUGUUGAUGGCAUGGAUGGCUUCAUUUAUUGGCGUAGGGAAAGUAUAGAAAAAGAACUAAGCAUCCUUGCAGACAUUAGAACAGAAGGUAAUCAAGUUUCGAUGCCUAAGAUUCAAAGGGUUCCAGAUUAUAUGGGAGGACGGGAAGAGUUUAAAAGAUUCUACUUGCCUAAUCUUAUUUCAAUUGGUCCAUUUCAUUGUUCUAGACCUUAUGUAGAGCAAGGUUGUCGAUACAAGAAACUAUGGACUGCAAUGUAUCUUAAUGAAACCCACCAAACCUACGAUAAAUUAUUUUUUAGAAUUUACAGUUUCCAACGAUUAGUAUUUAUGCGGCACUCAUACGCACCAUACCCAUGGCCGCAAGAAUUCCCUGAGGACUACUACCAGUACCACUCUUCUUUCAGAAAACCAAAUAAUUGGCCAUACCUUGUUUUAAUGGAGGAUGGCUGUUCAAUACUUCAAGUGUUGGACAAAUCUGUGGAUUCUGAUAAUCCAGAAGAAGAACUCAUGAUUAGCACUGACAAGCUGGUGCGGGUCCAUCAAGAUCUGCUCCUCUUGGAGAACCAAAUUCCCUUUCAAUUACUCGAGCUCAUAUGCGGCGAGGAUAGAGCGAGGCUAAAGAGAUGCAUGCGCAAUUUCCUUAUAAUUCAUGGCAUUGAGGAGGCAUCCAGAAGAACUGAUGGUGAUGGUGAUGGUGAUGGGGAGCACAAUAUAACAAUAGUCCAAGACCAUGAAAAAGAAGAAGAACCAUUUCAUCUUUUAGACUAUCUGCGGAGGGCACUCCUCAGAAGGGACAAAACGCAAAUCCAUAAAGAAAUCAAAUUGACGACUAAGAAGCGGAAAUCGCUGCAUCUCAGAAAAUACAGGAUUGGGACCGUACGGGAGCUGAGGGCAGCAGGGAUUCGAGUAACCAAAAGUCCCAAUAGCACCUCUUUCUACCCCAUUUUCACUGCCGAUGGAGAACUACAACUUCCCGAGAUCACUGUGGACGGCUCAACAGCUAUUAUGUUCUUGAAUCUGAUAGCGUACGAGAUAUGCCCAGACUUUGUCAACGACUUCGAGAUCAGCUCAUUCCUAGUGUUUCUGAGCUCUCUCAUUGACCAGCCAGAGGAUGUGAAGGAGUUAAGGAGAGCUGGCAUACUUCGCAACGAACUUGCCAGUGAUAAAGAGGUGGCAGAUCUCUUUAAUAAGAUGGAUGUGGUGUUGGUGCCCCAGACCGACGCAUAUGCUCGAAUCAGAGACCAAAUUGAAGAGCAUUUUGUGUCGAGGCGUGGGAAGAUCAAAAUGUUGGGUUGGAUGGGAGAGGCUUACAGUAGCUACUUCCGAUCACCAUGGACCGUCAUUGCCUUGAUGGCUGCCAUUCUUGGUCUUACUCUCACUUUUAUCCAGACCUGGUUUGCCAUCCACCCUAAAGGUUCCUAA